This is a messenger RNA of Fonsecaea erecta, 720 nucleotides long. RefSeq lists its product as hypothetical. Gene Ontology annotation, biological process: protein folding. Gene Ontology annotation, cellular component: cytoplasm. The transcript has 2 exons. The record is from RefSeq and is a predicted model, not a curated record. NCBI's taxonomy places the organism in Eukaryota, Fungi, Ascomycota, Eurotiomycetes, Chaetothyriales, Herpotrichiellaceae. Bases 1 to 720 code for a protein of 239 amino acids.
AUGGAUAUGCCAGUGAACGUCCCUGUCGAUGAUCCCAACGCAGAUACAGAAUGGAACGACAUUCUUCGCAAGCAUGGCAUCAUUCCCGAAAAACAACCCGAUCCAGAACCCAUUAUCCAGGAAGCUUUACUCGAAGCCGUCAAGAAGGCCCACGAGAACCGGCUGGAGGAUAAAGACUUGGAUGAACUCCAUGACUUGGAAGACGACGAAGAUGAAGCCUUUCUCGAGAGUUACCGCCAGAAACGCCUCGCCGAAAUUGCAAGCCUGCAGAAGAAGGCCCUUUACGGCCAAGUCUUUCCGCUCCAGAAGCCAGACUACGCUCGCGAUGUUACAGAAGAGUCGUCCAAGGCAUUUGUCUUGGUCAAUAUGACGUCUUCCCUGGGCACCAAUGUCGAGUCUCGGGUCCUGUCUGAGAUCUGGAGACAGGCGGCGAGAAAAUUUGGAGAUGUAAAGUUCUGCGAGAUCCGCGCUGAUCUUUGCAUUGAAGGCUAUCCCGAGAAGAACACGCCUACCAUUCUGGUCUACAAGGACGGCGACAUCAAGCGCCAAAUUGUCACCCUGACACAGCUUAAUGGUGUGAGGACGAAGCUGGGAGAUCUUGAGCGACUUUUGGUUGAAGUUGGUGCGGUCAGGGAGAACGACAUGCGACUCAGACGAAAGGAUGAUGACGACGAAGAUGAGAAAAACAACAAUCAAGACGACGAUGAUGAUUGGGACUGA